AUGACAACAGUAGAUAGAGUACCCGAGACGCCACAACAACCUCGUUUGCGGGUCCUUGCCUUGUCCAAGACAGCUGGUUACCGCCACGAGUGCAUCCCUGCCAGCAUCGCCGCUCUACGCGUGCUCGGGGAUCGCACGCGUUUGUUUAACCUGGUGUCCACCGAGGACGCCAGCAUCUUGUCUCCUGAUACCCUCGCUGGCUACGCAACCGUUAUUUUCCUCCACACCACCGGCCCGUUCCUCAACGACGUCCAACUUGCCGCCCUGCAGAGUUAUGUACGCGCCGGUGGUGGCUUCAUCGGUGUCCACGCUGCCGCGAGUGGUAACAAGGAGUCAGAAUGGUAUGGCCGCCUCGUCGGUGCGCACUUUGACUAUCACCCCACCCCAGAGGAGGGAACGCUGGUGAUCGAAGACGCGGGGCAUGAGAUCAUGUCGGGUAACUCAGUUGGUGAGCGGCGGUGGAUGGAUGAGUGGUAUAACUUCAAGACGCACCCACGGGAGAACGCAAACCUGCAUGUGCUGGUGCGCGGCGACACAAGUUCGUUCCAGGGCGGCAAUAUGGGCGACGACCACCCACUGGUGUGGUGUCAGGAGUUUGAAGGCGGUCGGUCAUUUUACACGGCCCUGGGACACUUUGACGAGGCCUAUGAGGAUGAGUGGUUCAUGGGCCAGUUGGAGCGGGCAAUUGUCUGGACAGCAGACGCAGGCAAGAGAGAGACGGAUAAAUAG
This is a messenger RNA of Fusarium vanettenii 77-13-4, 729 nucleotides long. RefSeq lists its product as uncharacterized. NCBI's taxonomy places the organism in Eukaryota, Fungi, Ascomycota, Sordariomycetes, Hypocreales, Nectriaceae. The transcript has a single exon. The record is from RefSeq and is a predicted model, not a curated record. The coding region runs from base 1 to 729 and encodes 242 amino acids.